AUGGCUUCCUCACCAACACUGUCUAAUCGCAUCCCCCCAAUCCUCAUUCUCUCAAUCCUCACAAUCUUCGGCCUCGACGCGCUCCUUCUGCAACUCAACCGUAAUGGCUACACAGACAUGCUCUCCAGCAUAACCCGCGAUCCCCUCCCUCGCUUCUUGCCCGAUACAGAUAGACUACUCCUCAAGCAAUACACUGGCUUUAAACCGCUGGAUGAUUUCUUUGCUAUGAGUAAUGUUAUCUGGGCGAAUGUCACCGAUGGGUCUAGGCCCGAAUUGUCGCUUUUUACGUUUUGCUUUGGUGGACAGCUUAUUGCUACGUUUAUGGUGUUUAUCAUUGAAGGGUCGAGAACGGUUGGUUUGGCGCCUGUUGUACUAAAUGGUGCCGUUUGGUUAUGGCUUGUGCAGUCGUUGGGCUUCGGCUUCGUCGCACCGCUAUACUACGCCGUCCAUCUCUUCUGGACAUCCAAAGCAUCUUGGGCAGAAAACGUCCAUGUGAGAGAUUAUCUCAGUCUUCACACUGUCGUCCCGUCAAUUCUGCUAGGCUACAUCGUACCUGUCAUUUUCAUGGUGUAUCCUUUCUCCAACUACAAUGUUAGACAGUGGUCUAAUGCUGUUUGGUCCAUGGCUCCGUUCUACAUUUUCGCUCUGCAGAUUGUUUUCACGGGUCUGCUUAAGAGAUUGAGUGUUGGACAGGAUGCGAAUAAACCCAAGGUUGUCCUUGAUAAAGCUGCUCUGCGUCACGCUUACAGCUUUGCGUGGAAUAUUGCGGUCGUGAGCCAGAUAACCACAUACGUCGUCCUCCUCACAUCAUCAUUCCUCCCCAAGAACCUCGCAUCAGCACUCACAGCGUCCAAAGUCUUUGUGCCUGAUGCAGCACCGCAUUCCUACACACCCAUGUCCAGCGCCGCAGCAGCAAUCCACAAUUUCCUCAUCUACGAUUUCGCGACGGGUUCGCUGGCGGGACUUGUUUGGGGCGUGCAUCAGCUUUUGGAGGUGAAGCCCGAGUUGAAGGUUGGUGAGGAGAGGAUGGGGCUUGUUAGGGGUGUUGUUAGGAGUUUGUUGCUUUCGGGACCGGGUGGUGCGCUUGUUGCGGUUAUGCAGCAUCGGGAUGAGAGUGUGCUUAGUGCUGAGGCUAAAGCUGGGAAGAUGCAGUGA
Messenger RNA from Fusarium coffeatum, 1155 nucleotides. RefSeq lists its product as uncharacterized. The record is from RefSeq and is a predicted model, not a curated record. NCBI's taxonomy places the organism in Eukaryota, Fungi, Ascomycota, Sordariomycetes, Hypocreales, Nectriaceae. The transcript has 2 exons. The coding region runs from base 1 to 1155 and encodes 384 amino acids.